AUGAAAACCGAGCCAACACCUGCACGGGACUCUCUGAACAACACCAUUUGGGAGGAGUACGUUGACGUUGCAUUUCUUAUGGCAAACUGUAUUGUUUUACUGAUCACAUGUUGUGGGGGAAUAGCAGCGAAUCUUUUCGUCGCAUGGGCAGUAUACCACCAGAAAUCCCUGCAAACUUGGAAAAACGCACUUCUGGUGAAUCUUGCAGUCAUUGAUAUACUUCGUUGUGCAAUUGACUGUCCUCUCCUCCUCACCAUCCUUAUCGCUGUGCAUCAGAAAGGACAUGCGGAUAAAGCAAUCUGUUACGCACAGGUGGCCUCGUCCUCUUUUAGCUACUGCAUUCAGCUGCUAACUUUGGCAUGUAUAAGUGCUGAGCGAUACCAGGCCAUUGCACACCCCUUCAAAACAAGCCAAAGGCAAAGACGGAUUGUCAUACUGAUCCCUGUAACAUGGUCUCUGGCUAUUUUAGUGGCCGUUCUUUGCCUCAUAUUUGUGAAGGACUCACCUGUGUAUGUGAAAUGCCAGGGAUCGCAGGAAAUGGUACCUUCUUUUGACACUUUUGGACUUUACCUAUUGGUUCCACUAUGGACAACUUGCUUUGCUGUCAUCACGGGAUUCUACGCUAGCAUAUUUGCAUUAGUAAGAGUACACAGUCGCAAAAUAUUUGACAAAGGUAUCUCUCAUUUUCCAAGAAAAGACCAAACAAAGAGCGGAGAUGAACCAAGCAAAGUAACCAUCAUCGAUAAAGAAAAUGCAAACCCGUCAGACCAAACCCGAACCCAGGAAGAAAUAGUGGCUCAGGUGGAAAAGACAACACCUCAGCUGGACUCAGCCAAUAAAGACUGUUUGGCUUCCCUACCAGACUCUGUCGAAGAGCCAGAAAACUGCACAGACAGGUCAGACAAUAAAAAAGAGCUUACAGUUUCAGAGAAAACGGCUGAGUUGCCAUGCAGAGUGCAGCAGCCCCAGCCUUCUGCGAGACACGUUGGACCGAGUCCAUCUAAUGAGGAUACUAAGGCUCUUCUGAAGGGCCAGAUAACAGAACUGCAAAAUAAACCUAUCUCGAGAGAUAUGGGCAAAAACAGUGAGCCCAAAGCUACUGUGCAGAUUGCUAAGAUUCACUCUGAAACCGAACCACCCAGGGCCAAGGUCACGCAAGCUAAGCCAAAACCAUCCAGCGAAGAUAAAGUGGCCCGUGUUGCAAGCUCGACAAAGGCAACAAGAGGAGUUAUGAGGGGCUUGGAAGGUAAACUCGAGUAUAAAAUCACCAUGCAGUAUGCUACGAGACCUUCUGAAACAGAACGAGCUGGUCCCCACGUCGUGUCCGUUCAACAGUCUAGCAGCCCAGAAGCCCCCUCAGUUGUGACUGUAGACUUGGAACAAGACAUGAAAAACAAUGGAGAGGAGACACAAGACGCUGCAUCACCUCAAGCUGCAAAUCGUGUCCCCGCAACGACAACAACUGCAGAAAAAAAACAAGAGGUCGAUGGUGCCGUUUGCCUCAUGCCAUCUUUUGCCAAUAAAGAAAGAGCCAAUAAGCAAAAGGAAAGCAAAAUAGCAAAGCGUUCAGGCUACAUAAUUCUCACCUUUCUCCUAUUCUGGCUACCACUGAUUACAACUAUCCUGAUCAACAUUUACAUGCCGCAACACAGCAGUUCACGGGUGAGAAUCGUUCAACAUAUGGAAAUCCUGUCCGUCUCCGUCGCCUGCAUGACGUCCCUUAGUGACCCCAUUAUAUACGCAGUGGUAAACCCACAGUUUCAGGCUGAGUUUCACAGGCUCAGAAAAAAGAUGAUAUCUCGGUGGAAUAAAAGCUGA
This is a messenger RNA of Lampris incognitus (smalleye Pacific opah), 1818 nucleotides long. Its product is annotated as dopamine D2-like receptor. NCBI's taxonomy places the organism in Eukaryota, Metazoa, Chordata, Actinopteri, Lampriformes, Lampridae. Bases 1 to 1818 code for a protein of 605 amino acids. Gene Ontology annotation, biological process: G protein-coupled receptor signaling pathway. Gene Ontology annotation, cellular component: membrane. Gene Ontology annotation, molecular function: G protein-coupled receptor activity. The record is from RefSeq and is a predicted model, not a curated record. The transcript has 2 exons.